Suillus plorans is the source of this 2052-nucleotide messenger RNA. RefSeq lists its product as uncharacterized. The transcript has 2 exons. Bases 1 to 2052 code for a protein of 683 amino acids. The record is from RefSeq and is a predicted model, not a curated record. NCBI's taxonomy places the organism in Eukaryota, Fungi, Basidiomycota, Agaricomycetes, Boletales, Suillaceae.
AUGUCAUUAACAGACUCGGUGGACGACGUUCUCGAAACCCUACAGCGCGUCGGCAUUUCAGCAUCAGAAUUUAUACUAGUGCUUCUAUCAAGUGAAAGAUAUGGUACUCAUCCGGCUGUAGAAGAUAUCCUCGUUAAUGGCCGUGAAAUUCUUGAUGCUCUUGUGAAACAAACCACGAGUACCAGAUCGAAAUGGGCUACUGAUAUCACGAAGGAAAUCUGUGCACGAGAAAUCUGUGACCUUGCUGCCAAGGAUAACGGAACUCACUUUAAUGUGACACACACCACGGUGAAGCAACUGGAGGAUUUUAGGGUGGCCGAGUUAGCUGGAAUCAUGGAGAAAUCUGCACCGGUAACAUGGGACUUACUCGAGAGCAUGUUGUCUGGGCGAACACGAUCUAAAGUAGCCAUCAGGAGGGAUCACGAUGGUGAUGUUAUCAUGGAGAAUAAUAGCGACGAAGAAGCUUACUGGGAGGAGAUCGGAGAAGGAGAUCUCGAGGGAUCAUUGAUAUCAAGGCUUGAUACCAACAACGCGGAAUUCGAUAGAACCAGACUGCAGACACGAUGGACAGCAAAGAUCUUGCUCAAAAAAAUCACCGUUCUCAGUAUUAUGACAAGGAGUACGAAUCAGCGGUCAAAUACCUUUCAAAGUCUACUUGGGAUCUUCCUACAAUCGACGCACACACCACAGAAAGUCAUCGAAACGCUGGAACGGAUAGGUGUAUCAGUAUCUGCAAAUGCUAUUCAUGCCGCGACGAAAUCAUUAUCAGCGCAAACUCACCAACACCUCCAGUCCCUUGGACGGUCACUUCUUGCAGCGUAUGCAUAUGACAACUUUGACGUAGACCUGAAAACUCAUCAGCACAAAAUUGAAAAUUCGACGGAAUCUCUCAAGCAUCUCACAUCCGGCCUGAUGUUCCCACUGCAGCAUGAGAUCUCCAAGGAGGACCUUAGGUGUUCCGAAGAGCUGUGGAAGACAUCGCCAUUUAAUACCCGAGUACAAGUGCCACCAAAGAAAGGAUGGACACACCUGCUCGGUCUUCACAUGGACACACCUGAUGAAUCAGGUCUUAGCCGUCGUGAUAGAUUUAAUGCAUGGAAGUUUCUCUCGGACCUCAUUUCAUACGGCCCUCCGUACUUCUCUCGAUUCCGUGACCAACUUCACGAACCCGAGGCCAUUGAAGCCAUCCCCAUCACCAAAACACCGAUUAUCGCUACAUCUGCAAUGGAUAUUAGUAAUUCAACAGUUGCAGGUAAUAUACAAAGCGUUGUUGACCUGCUCGAGCAGGGCGGAAUCAGAGAUCCUGCAGUUGUCGAUGAUCCAGAGAUGCCCGACAUCUCAGAGUACGUAGUUCUGUUCCAUGGUGACCUUGGGACAGGGGAACGUCUUCAAUCAGCACAGCAGUGUCGAGGAAUAGAAAACACACCGUGGAACUGUUUACAACACAUUAUCUUCGUCCCUGGUCUUUGUCAUUUGAAGAUGGCGGCUGCAGACACAAUUUGGCGGAUAUUCCUGCAGGCCAGUGCAGCACGACUCGAUGAAACUAGCCUCAUGCGAGAUGUAGGUAUCUUGCGACCAAAGGAAACUGGCCACUACGGAUCAAAGCCGGGGUUCCGUCGUAUGCAUGAACUGAUUAUGCACGACGGUAUUUGUCGUCGCCUUGAUUGUUGGAGAGUCGAGGCCAAGAAACGCGACCCAAAGUGGACAAGUCUGGAGGAAUUUGCAGUAUCAGAGCCAACUUGGGAAGACAUCGAAGCAAUGGCACGCACCCUUGCUCGUAAUUAUGUUGCAGGUCACCAACUUCGACGCAUGCGACGCACGCCAGCACCUCAACGUGACGUGCAAUAUGAAAAUGGACUCCUCUUGAACAAGUACAUGCUUGUAUACGAGGAGCUGUCAUAUGCAAUGAAUAGCGGAGACAUCGGACGGGUUGAGACUUGCCUUGUGACAUGGAUCCCCAUGUUUAAGGCUACAGGAAAACAUAAAUAUGCAAACGCUAUGACAGACUUCCUGUGCAAAGUACAUUUCGUGUAUCCUGCAGGAUUGAAGUAA